This is a messenger RNA of Fusarium odoratissimum NRRL 54006, 495 nucleotides long. RefSeq lists its product as uncharacterized. The record is from RefSeq and is a predicted model, not a curated record. NCBI's taxonomy places the organism in Eukaryota, Fungi, Ascomycota, Sordariomycetes, Hypocreales, Nectriaceae. Bases 1 to 495 code for a protein of 164 amino acids. The transcript has a single exon.
AUGGACUUUGACAGAUUCCUUUGCGAAAAGCGCGACGAAGUUCUGCUAUCGUUAAAAGCUGGCGCGCAAGAGGUUUGGAAAUCCCGAUGGCAUAACACUGAAGGAUUCGAUGAAUACUGGCAGGGAGAUGAAGUGUUUCAAAAUCUGUUUACCGGGUUUGACAGUAUCAAAUCUCAGGUGUUAAGUGUCGAGUGUGGGGAGAUACGCAGCGACAUUAACACCAUCUCUUGCCGAUUCUUUGAAGCUAUCGGGGAUUUCUUCGACGAGCACAUCGAUGAAUUUGAAAGUUUGUCCUUGGACACUGGAGCCAAGAUUGAAACCCCAGACGUAGGAAUAUGGCGGCAGGAAUGGGAGCUCUACUCCACGACAACCAAGACUAUUGUUACGAAACCAUCCCAGCGCCUGGGACCAAAGGGGAAGGGGCUUAGAACCGAGUAUCGCCGCGAGAGGAUUCCCGAUAACACUCUUGCAAGAAGCUUUUACAGUCAUUUCUAA